GCUCCUUUUGUUUAAGUUGCCAGGUAGUUAUUAUCAAACUAUGUCGAGAAACAACGUCAGCAGUGUACGUCGGUGUAUGUCAGUAUAAAAUAAAACAUGUGGUUUAAAACGAAGGUUUAAACUCACGACUUCCUGUGUGACUCCCGAACACUUCAUGUCCCACAAUGCAUCGCGUUUGAAUGACUUUUGAACUCUGGAUAAAAACAAGCCGAUCAGCUGGUGUAAAAGCAACAACAUCUUCAGGAGUCUGACACGAAAUAGCUCCGCUAGCUAACUUUCUCACCAACGUUAGCCGUCCGUGGCGGUCGGCGCUAUGGUGCCGUGGUGUGUACGUGUCCAGUUUUAGACCGUGAUGAGGCAGCAUUUCGCUGAACGAGUCGUCGUCCGUCGGACUGGUAGCCGCUGCUAGCUCGGGUCACUCUGAGUCGUCCUGACCUGUCGGGGCUGAGAUGAGCGGUCAGGGUCCAGCUGGAGAUAAAGGAAUGAACGCGGCGGUCCUCGGCUGUCAGGAGAGCUACGCCUGCGGAGGUUCAGACGAGGCCGCGUUCGAGUGCGAUGAAUGCGGCAGUCUGCAGUGCGCCCGCUGCGAGCUGGAGCUCCACCGCCAGGAGCGGAUGAGGAACCACGACCGGGUUCGGAUCGCACCGGGACACGUUCCUUUCUGCGACUCGUGCAAGGGGGACAGCGGCGGCUCUGUCAACGGGGGACGCCUCAGAGCGGUGGUGCGCUGCCAGGGCUGCAAGAUCAACCUGUGUUUGGACUGCCAGAAGCGCACCCACAGCGGCAUCAACAAGAGGAAGCACCCUCUGACACCUUACCCACCUGCGAGGGCACCCCAGGAUAACAGCCUGACUGCCGGGGAGUCCCAGAUGGAGAUCCUGAAGGCCGAGCUGGAGAAGGUGUGCAGCUUCCUCCUGGUGGACGAGAGGGAGGAGAUGCAGGUGAAGGAUGAGGAGGACUUUGUGAGCAGACUGAGGUGCAGGCCGGACGAGCUCCUCAAGGUGGUCUCCAUCUUUGGGAACACCGGGGAGGGCAAGUCCCACACCCUGAACCACACGUUUUUCCUCGGACGAGAGGUGUUCAAGACCUCGCCCACUCAAGAGUCCUGCACCGUGGGUGUGUGGGCAGCAAUGGACCCCGUGCACCGGGUGGUAGUCAUCGACACAGAGGGACUGCUCGGGGCUGGUAAUGGGGCCAAUCAGGGUCAGAGAACCCGGCUGCUCCUCAAAGUCCUGGCUAUCUCCGAUGUGGUCAUCUACCGGACCCACGCCGACCGUCUCCACGACGAUCUCUUCAAGUUCCUCGGCGACGCAUCAGAUGCCUACCUGAAACAUUUCACCAAGGAGCUGAAGGCGACCACCACCCGCUGUGGUCUGGACGUCCCGUUGUCCACUCUGGGUCCUGGGGUGAUCAUCUUCCACGAGACCGUCCACACCAAGCUGCUCGGAUCAGACAAACCGACUGAAUCGGCAGAGCGUCUUCUCCAGGAGCGUUUCAGGAAGCUGGGUUUGUUCCCGGAGGCUUUCAGCUCCAUCCAGUAUCGGGGCACUCGGACCUACAACCCUCCCACAGACUUCAGCGGUCUGCUGCGCAGCCUGGAGCAACAGCUGGACAACAACACCACCCGCUCGCCACGCUCCGCCAGCGUCAUCUACAAGGCCCUGCAGGCCCUCAGCGAGAGCUUCAGUGGGGAUAUUCCAGACGAGCACAUGACCAGUAACUCAUUCUUUCCAGAUGAGUACUUUACCUGCUCCAGCCUUUGCCUCAGCUGUGGCUCGGGCUGUAAGAGAAGCAUGAAUCACCUGAAGGAAGAACUCGACCACGAAGCCAAACAUCGCUGCCGCUACUCUGCGCAGUAUGACAACCGCAUCUACACUUGCAAGGCCUGCUACGAGGGAGGGAAGGAGGUGGUAGUGGUUCCCAAAACGACGGCUUCGUCUGACUCACCGUGGUUUGGCCUGGCCAUCUACGCCUGGUCUGGGUAUGUGAUCGAGUGCCCCAACUGUGCAGUGAUCUACAGAAGCAGACAGUACUGGUACGGAAACCAGGACCCAGUGGAAACAGUGGUCAGAACAGAGAUCCAGCACAUCUGGCCUGGGUCUGACGGCUUUCUGAAAGACAACAACAACGCUGCCCAGAGGUUGCUGGAUGGAGUCAAAUACAUUUCUCAGUCCGUGUCUGAACUCAGCGUCAAGCCUGCCAAAGCUGUCACCUCCUGGCUCACCGACCAGAUCGCUCCCGCUUACUGGAAACCCAACUCCCUCAUCCUGAAAUGCCAUAAAUGUGCGGAAGAGUUCCAGCCCAACGACACCAAGCACCACUGCCGUGCCUGUGGGGAGGGCUUCUGCGACUCCUGCUCCUCAAAAACCAGGCCCGUCCCAGAGAGAGGCUGGGGCCUCGCACCUGUGCGGGUCUGCGACGCCUGUUUCCACAACAGGGAAAUCUCAACUGAGUUGCUGGAUGCUGCCUUAGAGGAGGAGGGAGGCACCCUGAUAGCCAGGAAGGUCGGGGAGGCGGUUCAGAACACAUUAGGAGCUGUGGUCGGUGCCAUCGACAUACCUCUCGGUCUGGUGAAGGAUGCAGCCCGCCCGGCUUACUGGGUCCCAGAUCAGGACAUCACCUCCUGCAGCGAGUGCCAGCGGGAGUUCGCCCCGCGUCUCUCCAUCCACCACUGUCGCGCCUGUGGCCAGGGCGUGUGUGACGACUGCUCUCAGGAGCGGCGCCCGGUGCCCUCCCGCGGUUGGGACCACCCGGUGAGGGUCUGCAACGGCUGCAGUCAGAAACCCGGGGAGCUCUAGCAGGACGAGGGGGGCAGGAGUCAGGGGGUGGGAAAACGGUGAAGGAUUGCCACCUCUACAAAUACUGGAACUGAUGUUUUGACUGAAAGGCUUCCGGUCCCUGUUGUCUUUUUUUAGUGGCAUUUUUUUGGUCGCCACCAGACUGUCUGUGGCAGGUCGGACUCAGUUUAUUUGUUUUUUCAACGCUGUCCCCACGUCACUUCAGUCCCAUGACGCUAUUUCACUUUAAUAUGCCUAUAUUUUACACUGUGAAUACCGGUCAGCGCGAGACUUGAAUAUCAACAUACAGUAGGGAGGAGAGAUGAGACAACUUGACAACAUUUUUAUCAAAGUGAGUAUUGUGUAAGCUUGCUAACGAUUGAGUUCAGGUAAACUAUGAUGUUCCUUUUUUUUUUUUUUUUUUUGCUCCUUUAACGUUUGUAUCGCUGCACAUGGAACCCCGAUCCCCUUUGACAAUCCCCAGUGUUACACACUAGUAAUAUUAGCACCUUUUGUAGUCUGGGGCUACAUGCAUAAACCUUAUAUUAAUAGAAGUACUGAGCAUCUUAAACCAAUAUCCAGGUAAGCACUUUUUAUUCUAAAAGAUUGUCUCUGCAGGAGCCCUGGAUACAGAGUUCACAGCUGGCUUUAGAGGAAACCCGAAGAAAAAAAAAAAAAAGCUGCUGCUUGUUUGAAUGUGUACAGUCAUCUUCCUCUGCUUCAGCCCUGCAAGCUCCAGCUUCCCUGCCUCUCUUUGGCUCCAGGAGGAUUCAAACUAUCAGAAGCCAGUGAAGUACUGUAGCACAGAGAUGCAUUCCGACUUCCAACUGUAAUUGCUUAGUAAUACCUACUUAGAUAAUCCCUUAAUCCUUAGUGGUUGUUUGUGCAUUUGAAUGGGCAGCCAUUAAUAUAGCAGCCUUAACAAUGCUGUCCACGUGCACUGUUUAAAUUUUACAUAGAAUAUACAUAUAUGGGGGAAAAAAAAAGUUUACUUUAUUAUUAGGGAAAUUUUUAAAUGGCCUCGUUUUUUGUUUUUGAAAAUGUCAAAACUACUAUCAAGAUAAAAGUGAGUGCAGUGGGAGGAAAUGCAACAAACUGCUUUUUAUAGAGUGGCUGGCUCACAGUAGCAAUACGAUGUAGAAAAAGAAGAAUUCAAAACCAUCUUUUGAGGCUGGCCCCUCAAAACAUCAGAAGAGUAAUCCAUUACUCUUGUCUACUCAGGCUGUGUAGCUAGUUAGCUAGGAGCACCAAGUGAGCAACACUUAGAGGUUGCCUUCGUUGCAACAAGACGCAGUACGGCUUUCAAAUGAUCGCGCAGGCAUCGUGGGAUCUGACUGCAGCGACGGGUAACCUGGGAUUUUAUUUUAUUUUAUUUUGUGAUGACUGACUGGAAGAAUUUGUCGACAAAUAAGCUGACACAAACGCGUUGACCCGAGUCAUCACUGUCCCCAUUUCAGAGGGAGACGUUCAAUGAAUAUCACAAGGAACAAAUCAGUACUUUUAUGUUCAUGUAUGCUCAUACAGUAUGUAUUAAACUGCAGAAACUCAA
Acanthopagrus latus (yellowfin seabream) is the source of this 4326-nucleotide messenger RNA. It is a transcript of the gene zfyve1, whose product is annotated as zinc finger, FYVE domain containing 1. Lineage: Eukaryota; Metazoa; Chordata; Actinopteri; Spariformes; Sparidae. The record is from RefSeq and is a predicted model, not a curated record. Bases 450 to 2798 code for a protein of 782 amino acids. The transcript has 13 exons. Gene Ontology annotation, molecular function: GTPase activity; metal ion binding; GTP binding.